GAAUAAGUUACUUUAUCUACGACUCUUUAAUAAUAGACGCAUUAUGUACGUAACUAUAGAUACAUAAUACCCCAUAUUAAUCACUAGUGUUUAAUGAAUAUUAAACACUAGUGAAUAAUGGAUUUAUUUCAAAAUGUCCUAAAAUACUGUUCCUUUUUUUCUAGAAAAAUAUAAACGUCAAAACUAUGUAUGUAUUCGUUUUUUACGUGUUAUAUAUUUAACAGUUAGUAUUCUGUGUAGGAUUUAAAAUUUAAAUUUACAAUCUAAACGGAAUUCGUAUUUCGCGAUUGUAGAUUGUAGAUGGCUCUGACGUUGUUUACGUUGCCACCUGCUACUACGGACGCUUAGCCGCCAUUGUGCGUAUUGUUUUGAAUUUUGAUUUCUUGCGAAAAUUUAUUACCGACGAGUGUUUUUAUAAGAGGUUAUCAUCAGUUAUAAUGGAUGAAAACACUGAAAAUCUUCCUGGCACACCUCCCGAAGUGGCAGAAGCAGCUGGUGCUGUUAACCUGUUACCAGAGAAAUCUCAAAAAUUGUACAAAAUAGCGUACAAUCAAUUCAUGAAGUGGAAACAAGAAAAGAAGAUUACCUCAUUUUCCGAACGGGUGAUAUUAGCAUACUUUGCAGACUUAUCAAGUAAAUACAAAAUUUCUACGCUGUGGACUUAUUACUCCAUGCUACGAAGUACUCUCAACAUCAAUCAUAACAUUAAUAUAGAACAGUACCAUAAAUUAAGAGCAUUCUUAAAGCGUCAAGGAGAAAAUUACCAGCCAAAGAAAGCGAAAACGCUUAGUCCUCAACAAAUAACUAAAUUCAUCACUGAAGCCCCUGAUGUAAAAUAUCUAGCAACGAAGGUGGCUUUGAUAAUGGGCAUAAUGGGUGCAUGUAGGACUCAAGAACUGCAUUCAAUGCGAAUUCAAGACAUCAAAGAUUUGAAUUCAGCUUUUUUGGUAACACUGCCCAACACUAAAACAAAGAUUAGAAGAUCUUUCACAGUAACUGAAGAUUACUAUUUAAUAUGCAAAAAGUAUCUUGAUUUACGUCCAGCUGAAGUGCAAUCAGAUGUGUUUUUCCUUAAUUACCAGAAUGGUAAAUGUACUAUGCAGAGAAUAGGUAUCAAUAAAUUUGGUGGUAUGCCGAAAGAAGUUGCAGCAUAUUUGGGGCUCCCAAAUCCAGAAUUAUUUACUGGACACUCUUUUCGUAGAUCCUCGGCUACUUUAUUGGUGGAUGGUGGAGGGGACAUAACCGAUUUAAAACGCCACGGAGGAUGGAAAAGCUCCUCCGUGGCAGAGGGCUACAUAGAUAACAGUGUGAAAUACAAACUAGAAACAUCAAAGAAAAUUUUUAAACAGGUGAAUCCCUCGUCAACACCAUGUACAUCAAUUCGAGCUCCUGUAAUGGCAGAAAACUGUGAAAACAUAGAGGAGUAUGCUGCUGUAAACUGCGAUAAUGUUGUGAUGAAUCCAUCUCCCCCAUGUACAUCAAGUGAAACUAAUUGUGGUUUAAGAGAAACUAGUAAUUUUGUUAAAAAUUCCCAUUCCCUCAGUAGUAAUGUCAGUGUUGACAUGAAAGGCAAGCCAAUACAGAUUUCAAACUGCAGUGGCCAUUUUACAUUUAAUUUUCUUGCUAAGACAAGUAAUAAUAAUAAUUAAUUAC
Molecule: messenger RNA, 1653 nt
Organism: Zophobas morio
Lineage: Eukaryota; Metazoa; Arthropoda; Insecta; Coleoptera; Tenebrionidae
Exons: 2
Coding region: 438-1649 (403 amino acids)
Biological process (GO): DNA integration; DNA recombination
Molecular function (GO): DNA binding
Source: RefSeq, a predicted model, not a curated record